Liolophura sinensis is the source of this 4934-nucleotide messenger RNA. RefSeq names its product retinol dehydrogenase 12-like. The transcript is spliced from 4 exons. Lineage: Eukaryota; Metazoa; Mollusca; Polyplacophora; Chitonida; Chitonidae. The record is from RefSeq and is a predicted model, not a curated record. Bases 277 to 1314 code for a protein of 345 amino acids.
AGUUUUUCCGGUCCGUGCAGCCUGACGGUUGAGAGAGAGAGUGAGACAGAGAGUUGGGGGCUAAAAUAUCGCCUGCUCUAAACUCAAUGUGUCGUCUGCUCCCCUUGGGUUCAUUCUUACUUGUUUCGGAGUUCAUUUCAGAUUGGGAAAAGGAACACUAACAAGUUUGUCGUCUUGAUUUUUGUCUUCUUUAAAAAGCACUCUUUAUUUCCACUGGAAGGAACCGCUGUGUAAGUUUUUACUCGGAGGAAGGUUUAUCAAGAGAAAGUUGUCACAAUGGCGAGUCCUGGAGUGACACAGAUGGAGGAGCAAUUAGAGCAGGUGGAGGAUGUGGUAGAAGACGUCUUCCCGGCCCUGGUGGGUACCGUGGUGAUCUCAGCCUUGCUGCUGGUCAUGUUUGUGGUAAGGGUGUACUGCCGAUGGGCCGUGCCUUGUCCCAGCAACAAUCGACUAGACGGUAAAACAGUGGUUAUAACAGGUUCCAACACAGGAUUAGGAAAAGCGACGGCCCUGGAGUUAGCCAGGCGGGGUGCCCGGGUUAUUCUGGCCUGUCGAGACGACAAAAAAGGCGACGCUGUGGCGCGAAACAUAAAGAAAAAAACGAAAAGCUCCACUGUAUAUUCGAUGAGACUGGAUCUGGCCUCGCUGAAUUCCAUCCGACAGUUUGUGGAGUAUUUCAACGAGAAAGAAUCUCACUUGCAUAUACUCAUUAACAACGCCGCUUAUAUGGGUCCUAAACAGACGACAGAAGACGGGAUCGAGCGCAACUUCGGGGUCAACUAUCUGGGUCACUUCUACCUCACGUAUCUGUUGAUGGACAAAUUGAAGCGGUGCGCCCCAUGCCGGGUGAUCAACGUCGUCUCUGACUCGAGUUUGACCACCAAGUUGGACCUAGAUGAUCUCCCUUUAUCCAAGCGUUAUGACAUAUACAACGCCUACAGCCGAUCCAAGGUCGCUCAACUCAUUCACACAGUGGAAAUGCACAGACGCUUCUUCCGGGAUGUUGUCUUGUCGUUUGCUGUCAACCCAGGUGCCGCCAACACCGACUUGCUGAGGAACUGGCCCGGGUUUUAUGGAAACGUGCUGCGAAUGAUAUCACGCUUCUUCUUCAAGAUUCCAGAUGACGCUUGCCAGACGAUCGUUUACUGCGCAGUCGCGGACAAGAUUAAGCACGAUUCCGGUAGAAUGUUCCAGAACUGCACCAGGGUGAAUUACAAGGACUACAUCCGGGAUAAAGAUCGUGCCGAAAAGCUCUGGAACAUCAGUUUGCACCUGUGUGGUUUGGAUAAGGAGAUCCCAGCGUCCCAAGAAUGAUCGCACGAUCACAUAGAUGACAAGACAAGAAUAGAGGAUCUGGAUAUAUAGCCUAUGGGCUGUAGUAAAACCUGUUUUAUAUGGACACUGGAUAGAUUGACGACGCUUGCAGAGGUUCUUUGAAGAACAGUUUUCGGUGAAGAAUUAGUUAACGUUUUCUCUGAUGUCAUAUUUUUAUGGAAGAUGUUCGUCUUUAGGAAAGCGUCUGCUAAAGCCUUGAUAUAAAGACCGAGAAACGUCAGGUCUUAAAGACGUAAUUACGCUAUGUUAUACUGAAUAUUUGCCCAUUUGCAAAGAUGUCCGUUUUGACAGGUUUUUCUGCGCCCAGAAACCAUGUGAAACCGGACAAGAAGGUGUGUGGAAUGUUUACAUCUACGCCAUGAUAGCUAUCAGAGUAGCUUUGGCGUGGUACCUGUCUUAGCUAGAGAGAUGUCUGUCAACUUCCGCUCUGAAAACCUGACGCCUUGUAUGCGGACUGCCUAAGUCUUUUCAAAUAUUCAAAGAAUCCCCAACGAAUGGUUAUAACAGAACUUCAUUCUGAUUUGUGCAAAAGAGAUAGCAUGAGUGCAUUAUUGUGACUCGGUUGAUCCAACAUAGCAGCUUUUCUUAAUCGUGGUGUUUGUGUUAACUUCCGGAACUGACAGAUCAGGUCACGUGAGCGGUUGGUCAGAUGAAUUAGUCUAUAAGACUGAUCCUUGAUACAAAGGGGACUCAGUGAAAAAACAGUGAAAAGAAAAACGUCAAGCUGAAUCGUAAUAAUCCCUCUAGUAUAUCGCUUUUCUGUUUGAUUUCCCCUUUAAUUUGCAACACGAGACGGCCGAAUUGCCUCAAGUGUUUCUGUAUAUGGAAAAUCGUUCCUCUAGGUAUUCUAGUAUACGGAAUUCCAGUAGACCUUCUUGGUGUUUUUGUAUGCGGAAUCCCAGUAGACCUUCUUGGUGUUUUGGUAUGCGGAAUUCCAGUAGACCUUGAACUUGACCAAACGGUUUUAUCUUGUCGAUUCCAACGAAGAGGGACACUCGAUUACUGUGUUUAGCCUUAUAUUCAGUAGAAAUGGAGUUGGAUUUUCUUGCCGAGGAAUCGCUUAUGAGGUUAAUUCAGAAUCGUAUAGAGGAACAUCAAACAUUUCAACGAAAACCUGCGGUGUGUAACAGGGUUGACAUGGUUCUGAUGAAGUUUCGAAUAUAACCAUACGGUGUGUGCUAUAAGAGUGCUUUAUGUUGUACAUUUAAUAUUUAAGGAACGCAGUAGAUUUACAAAAUACCAUCUUUGUGCAGAUGGAUUCAUAACCUUCGGAUAUAUGUGAUGUCAGGUGAGGUCAAAUUUCUAUGCAAUAUAGGACCCGAAAUAUCCGUAAAUAGGGUGCUAGAACAAUUGUACGCGAUAAUCCUUAAAUUUUCUCUGAAAAUGUUUAAAGAUACAGCAAAAUAAUUUGGGGAAACUAUUAUUUUAUGUCUGUUUCAACGUAACACAAAUCGUUCUAUAUUUUGUGAGGUGUGGCGUGUGUGUGUUAAUUUCGUAUGAAGGGGUUGUUCGGAGAAGUGACUUUUCUGUGCAACAUUAAAUAAACGGUAUAUAACUUAAAUGUUUUAUAUGAUACCACGUGUCCAUGCAUGUCUCAAGCACUUUAACAGAGGGAUUAUUGCAACGUCUUGCAUGUUCUACAAGAAAGCCUUCCAUGUCUCAUCCCAUUAAAAUGAUAUAAAAAAACAAACAAACCAACAAACAAAACGUCUCAUUAAAUGCUGCAUUUGCAACUAUAUAUUAUACAGUUUGCACAGAAAUGUUUGUCAAUGCAAUAUCCCCAGUAUGGCUUAUUUAUAUGAUAGAUCGAUCAAAUUAAACUACCAAUAUCAUUGACCAAUGAUUGUGUGAAAUAUGGCUGUGAUGGCGUGAAGCUGGAUAGAGGUGACACUACUACACUGCUUCAACACUACUACUUGGCCCCACAGCGUCAGCAGUUAGCCAUUCAUCAAUCACAUCAAACGGUAUUUUCUGUGAUACAUAUUUAUAGAUGACGAAAAGCAUUAUUGUUUGAAGGUCAUAAAUGAGCCAUAUGUGUGUUCUGAAAUUUAGAGUGAUCGUCCUUGGCUGUCCAACCUGUGCCUUGGGUCCGAUUCACUUGAAUCAUUUCUGUUCCGGUUUACUCACACCAUAACGCUGGCCUCCCUCAUAUAAGUGAAAUAUUCAUAGGUACGUCAUAAACAAUAUACAAAUAAAUAAACAGAACAUUUUCGCUCCGCAUUCGUCACAUGUAUAUUACAGCAGCAGCUACACAAGACAGAGUUACUCACUUGUGAAGGAAAAAUCGUGGCCUAUACCACAUCAAAUGUAUCAUAUCUGAUAAGUAUGUGUGAAUGUAAUGCUUAUACCUACAUAAAUGUGUCCAAGUGUGGUAGUCACGAAAAAAAACUCAUAGACCAAUGGAGUUUUGUAUAUUAAACUCAACCCAAAGGAAAUGAUUUUUUCUAUGACAAAUGACAUCAUUUGUGCGCCGCAUGUAGCACCUUUACGUGAAUCGCAUAUAUGGGUUAUGCUACAACGAGUAUGGUCGUCGUUUGUUAGCCUUAUGUUCAAGGCCAUGCAUAUGAUCAUCUUGUUUUCAUAUUUGCCUUAUAUCGUUAUGCAAUGCUGUACCGUUUUUCUAUUUGGUGUGAUAUAUUCAACUUCAUAUGAUGUGCAACUGAUGUUACAAGUGUUUUCGAGCAUUGGUUUUCUCCCAUAUGAGUAGUUGUGUUUUACUUUUGAUUUGCUGUAGACAACUAGAGAAAAAAAUUUACUACCAAGUCCCACACAGUGUGAUAUCCAGUGUGAUAAAAUGGCGUUGAAAUCGCCAUUUUUACUCUACCCAUUACAUAGGCUUUCAAUGUAAGAUUUCGUUUAUACCUAUGCCUUUGUAUAUUGCUAUGAAAAUUACCAAUUUGUUAUUUGUCUUUAUAUGUAUAUGUAUUUCGGUUCUUUCUUGUGCCAUAUUGUUGUCAUAUCAAUCAACAACAAAACAGGGCAAAAACGUCACAAAACAUGGAGAAAAGUUUGGAAUGAUGCAAACGUUUACCAUAUCAACUGAAAACUAAGCUGAGAAGAAAGGCUGAUGUCCAUAUCGCAAAGUGUCCAUGUAUACACUGAGGUCACGAGGAAAAGGAACACCGAGUACCACAUCGAGCCUUGAAAAAAUAGCUGGAGACUCUCCAUUGCGCAAUAUACGUACGUCAUUUGUGUUUCAUACAUUUGCGACUGGAAGGGGGUGAACAUAUGUGGGCACCAUGAACAGGUUCAUCGCUUAUAACCUACAAGAGGAGGGCAACGAAACACAAAUGUGUCUAAACCCUGUGUCAAUAAUGUUGUCCUCAUGAAACUGUGCCGUUUUGGGCAAGAAAAAAAAACACAAGAAAAUAAAAGGUAAAAUAAAGAAAUGAUUCAACUCGGGUCAGUGCGACUGUUUGGAAUUUCCCAUUUUCGACUUGGUUGCCAGAAAUAUGAUCAGAAUGAGUGUGACUAAGCCUAUUUUUUGUCAGGUAUUUUGUGUCUAUAGAUGCAAUAGACAUCUUACCGUGGGGUGACAUGAGUGUUGUAGAUCUUCGCUAGAGAGUUUGAUUUGGAAUAAAGGAAAAGUUACAAAAGAA